AUGAGUCUAGGACGGGACCGUCUGCUCUCAGCUCGCGAGGUCGAGGACCUCGUCGCUGAUGGCCAUCUCAUCGUCAUCUAUGAUGGUCUCGCCCUCAAUCUUGACAAGUGGCUCGACAAACACCCUGGAGGCCACCUAGCCAUCCAUCAUGUCGUCGGCAAGGACGCCACAGACGAGAUCAAUGCGUAUCAUUUUGACAAGACCCUGCGCCUCAUGAAAGCUUUCCGCAUCGGACGGGUCCAGCUGCCUUGGACGAAUCUCGUGCCGCCCAUUCAAGGAGGUGCUCACCGCAGGCUCGGCGAGGCGGGUGACGACACCGAGGUGUAUGGUGACCUUGUUCUUACGGACUCGACCACGGAGGAGGACAGCACCGAGGUCUCGUCCCUGUUCAGCGUCCAGCGUGACCACUUGAGCUCCGACGAAGAUGAGCCCGAAAAGGUCGACAAGGGCCACGUAUUGCCAUCAUCGACAUGUCGUCUCAGGUCCAACAACAAUGUCACUUCGCCCAGCAAGGUCGUGGUGGACUCGGACGUAGCAAGCCCCCUGCCCACGGAGAGACUUUCUCGCGAGGCAUACACGGCCGCCAUGGAGCAGAAGGAAAUCGCGGAUGGUAUUAGGAGCUACCCUUCGCUGGACCAGGAGACCCAGGAUGCCAUCCGCGGAGAAUACCGCGCCCUGCAUAAGCUCAUAAAAGAGCAGGGGAUGUACAAGUGCAACUACUCUGAGUACGGCAAGGAGGCCAUUCGCUAUGCCAUGUUGUUGGGUGGUUGUCUGUACUUUCUUCACAUCGAGUGGUACAUUCCAUCAGCGGUCUGCUUAGGCCUGUUUUGGCAACAAAUCAUGUUUGUCGCUCACGAUGCUGGCCAUCGUGGCAUCACAGGCGACUUCAUCACCGACACGCUCAUAGGAGCCUUUGUUGGAGAUUUCUGCAAUGGCCUGUCGAUCGGGUGGUGGAAGAGCUCUCACAAUGUUCACCACCUGGUGACAAACAUGCCCGAGCAUGAUCCGGAUAAUCAGAACGUUCCCCUGUUCGCCACAUCGCCCACCUACUUCAAGUCCAUCUUCAGCUCGUUCUACAAGUUCCAGUUCGUGUGGGACAAGGUGGCAGACACGCUCGUGCCCUACCAAAAGUACACCUACUACCCCAUCAUGGCCGUCGCCCGCUUCAACCUCUACUUCCUCUCAUGGACGCACCUCCUCUCCCCGCGCGCCUCCCAGCUCGGCUCCGCCUGGUGGACACGGUACCUCGAGAUUGUCUUCAUGGGCUGCUUCUGGGCCAUCUUCGGCUAUGGCCUGGUCUGGCGCACGCUGCCCGACUGGCCGACCCGCAUCGUCUUCGUCCUCGUCUCGCACGCCGUCACCAUGGUGCUCCAUGUCCAGAUCACCUUGUCCCACUGGGGCAUGCCGCACUCCGACCUGGGCCCCACCGAGUCGUUCCCCCAGCGCCAGCUGCGCACCACCAUGGACGUCGACUGCCCCGCCUGGCUGGACUUUGUGCACGGCGGGCUCCAGUUCCAGGCCGUGCACCACCUCUUCCCUCGCGUGCCGCGCCAUAACCUGCGCAAAUGCCAGGCCCUCGUGCGCGACUUUUGCGCCCGGACGGAGAUUCAGUACCAGUGCUUCGGCUUCGUGGACGGGAACAAGGUCAUGUUGACGCGUCUGCAGGAGGUUGGAAGAAUGGUGGAUACGUUGGUGCAGUGUUCGGCACACAUGGCGGAGACCGGACACUACGAAAUAGAGUAA
Messenger RNA from Cryphonectria parasitica EP155, 1743 nucleotides. RefSeq names its product delta 8-(E)-sphingolipid desaturase. NCBI's taxonomy places the organism in Eukaryota, Fungi, Ascomycota, Sordariomycetes, Diaporthales, Cryphonectriaceae. Gene Ontology annotation, biological process: lipid metabolic process. Bases 1 to 1743 code for a protein of 580 amino acids. Gene Ontology annotation, molecular function: oxidoreductase activity, acting on paired donors, with oxidation of a pair of donors resulting in the reduction of molecular oxygen to two molecules of water. The transcript is spliced from 3 exons. Gene Ontology annotation, cellular component: membrane. The record is from RefSeq and is a predicted model, not a curated record.